Messenger RNA from Symsagittifera roscoffensis, 3391 nucleotides. Its product is annotated as putative RNA-binding protein 15B. Gene Ontology annotation, cellular component: nucleus. Gene Ontology annotation, molecular function: mRNA binding. Lineage: Eukaryota; Metazoa; Xenacoelomorpha; Acoela; Convolutidae. The transcript is spliced from 5 exons. The coding region runs from base 100 to 3225 and encodes 1041 amino acids. Gene Ontology annotation, biological process: regulation of alternative mRNA splicing, via spliceosome. The record is from RefSeq and is a predicted model, not a curated record.
GCCUAAUUGUUGUGAUAAACUUAUUAAAUAGGGUUGUGAUUUCUGGUUUAAACAAGAAGCAAUUAAAGAGAUUCAAAGAUCUUAAAUUGUUGUAGGAACAUGCCGUUUAAUCAACGAUACGAGCGUCGCCGGUCAGUUGACGAUCACGACCUACCCGCUAGGGAUAAGGUUUACAAGCAAAGAUACGGUGGAGAUCCCAUUUUCCGCUCGUUAUGCAUUAAAGGUGGAUGGCCGCGUGGCAUUAUAGACCGAGAAAUCAAAGACGCUAUCGAGGAUAGCUUCCGAAAGUUCAGGGACUACAAUGUGCGAACCGCGAUGGUAGCCGGGGAAAAGAUUUGCUAUAUUAACUUCACAACAGAGAGUGAUGCCCGCAAUGCUCUCGAUAGAAUGAAAGUCGUCCAAGCUUUUGGCAAAGAGUUUCCCUUGGAGCCAGUAAUUAAAGGAGUCCUCCCAGUUAACCGACGUGAUCGAGACCGAAGACGAUCUAGAUCCAAUUCACCGCGAUAUCGAGAAGGUCCAAAGUCCGCCGUCAUAAGCAAAGCUCGCAGCCGUGAACGAUCUCCCAAGCCACCGAACGAUUACUCGCCAAAACCGAAAAGCAGUUAUGAUGCCUACGCAUCUCGAGAGCCUAGAGGAGUUGAACGUGAAGUUUUCUAUCAGCCGAAAAGUUCAUCCAAGUUUGAAAAUGAUCCUCCCUCUAGAAUGUUACUUGUGAGUGGCUUAGACAAAUCCAUUACGGAGAAAGACCUCUAUGCCGAAUUUCAGCGAUACGCCAGCGUAAUGACAAUCGAUAUUAAAGUUCCUAGAGAUGGUGCGGCGUUUGCGUGUGUUGCUUUUCUGAACCCCGAUGAAGCGGAAAAGGGAAUGAUCGGUAUGCAGGGCAAGCGAAUCGGGGACAAUAAAGUGAAGCUAGUUUAUGGGUCGUCUCCAGAGACUUCGUGUAUUUGGGUCGGGGGUCUGAGCAAGCAAACAAGCCUCGGUGUUUUGGAAACUGAGUUCGAUCGAUUUGGCGAUAUCAAGAAAAUCGAUUAUUCUAAAGGUGAUACGUUUGCGUACAUCGUGUAUAGUUCGUCCGAAGGCGCUAAAACAGCAAUAAAAGCGCUCACUGGGCGCAGUAUUUGUGGAAGCGCAGCUCCGGUCAGAUUCGAUUACGUUGAAUACGACCAAGUAUCAGCUAUGAAUUAUCAUUUGAAGAUAACUCAGAAGGCGGGAUCACCGAAAGCGACAUCAAGAACGUCGCCGGUUGUAGUGCGACGAAGUCCUUCUCCGCGUGCUCGGAUUCCAAGUCCACCUGUUGCGCGUGAGAGAAAUUUGAGACGCGAGAGUCGCAGUCCAGAACCAAGAGGUCGCGACUUCGGACGCGGCGUGGGUUCCCACUAUGAAAUGGAUAAACGUGUAAACAGAGGAUUCGAACGAAAUCAGGAGACUCGUCGUGAACCAUUUUAUCGCGAAAAUGAUAGACGUGACAAUGGAGGAGCGGUAUUCGUGCGAGAUAAUUCACGCAGUCGUUAUGAUAAGGAAGAUCGGCGAUAUAAUGGCUCUCAGUUAGAGCGUGGGGAGUACGAUAAGUCGCGAAGUCCAGGACGAGGUAGUCGACAGAGUAAUCUUAGUCCGGCUUCUGAAGCGCGAAGUGACAAGAAGCGGAACAGAGCUGGAAGUUUUGACAAGCGGGCAAAUUAUGUGAGACGAGAUUCAAAUGACGAGCCAAGAAACAAAAGACGCCGAACUCCAAGUCCGAUGUCUCUGGCCAAAGAAUGCCUGGACGUUACAAGUCUAGCUAAAAUUUUAGACAGCUGUUGGCGAGGCUACUUGGUUUUGAAAAACAGUUCUUUCAGUACACAUAUGACACUGCUUGACGGCAGCCAAGAAGUGUGUCGCAAGUUGUUGACUGAAGCGGAGACAGGAGAAACCGCAAAUGCCCUGAAAAUUACACAGCGUCUCAGAUGCGAAACGGGGAAACUUGAGGAAGUACGAAGACGUAUGCAAUCUGCCACCAAGGACGGCUUCUGUCUACUGCUUGCAACUCACAACGACAACUCGCCACCGAAACCUCUGCCAGAGCAAACCAACGCGAGAACUUUCAAGAAUUUGGUCUCGUAUCUGAAAUCGAAGCAAUCGGCAGGAGUUAUUGGGUUGCCGAUUGGAGCGGCGGAGAACUUCGGAGUCUUGCACGCGUUUCCACCCUGUGACUUCUUUGCGGAAGAUCUGAAGAAAAUUGCACCAAAAAUUAUUGAGCCUGAAAACUUAGAAGAUCAUCUGUUGAUAGUGAUUCUCAGUGGGAAUGCAUAUCAGGGUUCCCACUAUGAAAUGGAUAAACGUGUAAACAGAGGAUUCGAACGAAAUCAGGAGACUCGUCGUGAACCAUUUUAUCGCGAAAAUGAUAGACGUGACAAUGGAGGAGCGGUAUUCGUUCGAGAUAAUUCACGCAGUCGUUAUGAUAAGGAAGAUCGGCGAUAUAGUGGCUCUCAGUUAGAGCGUGGGGAGUACGAUAAGUCGCGAAGUCCAGGACGAGGCAGUCCACAGAGUAAUCUUAGUCCGGCUUCUGAAGCGCGAAGUGACAAGAAGCGGAACAGAGCUGGAAGUUUUGACAAGCGGGCAAAUUAUGUGAGACGAGAUUCAAAUGACGAGCCAAGAAACAAAAGACGCCGAACUCCAAGUCCGAUGUCUCUGGCCAAAGAAUGCCUGGACGUUACAAGUCUAGCUAAAAUUUUAGACAGCUGUUGGCGAGGCUACUUGGUUUUGAAAAGCAGUUCUUUCAGUACACAUAUGACACUGCUUGACGGCAGCCAAGAAGUGUGUCGCAAGUUGCUGACUGAAGCGGAGACAGGAGAAACCGCAAAUGCCCUGAAAAUUACACAGCGUGUCAGAUGCGAAACGGGGAAACUUGAGGAAGUACGAAGACGUAUGCAAUCUGCCUCCAAGGACGGCUUCUGUCUACUGCUUGCAACUGACAACGACAACUCGCCACCGAAACCUCUGCCAGAGAAAACCAACGCGAGAUCUUUCAAGAAUUUGGUCUCGUAUCUGAAAAUGAAGCAAUCGGCAGGAGUUAUUGGGUUGCCGAUUGGAGCGGCGGAGUACUUCGGAGUCUUGCACGCGUUUCCACCCUGUGACUUCUUUGCGGAAGAUCUGAAGAAAAUUGCACCAAAAAUUAUUGAGCCUGAAAACUUAGAAGAUCAUCUGUUGAUAGUGAUUCUCAGUGGGAAUGCAGAAACUGCUAAAUGAUUAGAUGGGUUUCACGAAAAAUUGGGAAAUUAAAUCAAAAAUUAAUACAUUCAAAUGAUAUCGAUUAUUUCCUGGCUCUCCCUUUAUACCGUCUCAACUUAUUUGCUGUAUACAUAUGUUUCUUUUUAAUUCAGUUUCCGAUGUCAGCUGGCUAUACUGAGCCGAA